Molecule: messenger RNA, 8344 nt
Organism: Cydia fagiglandana
Lineage: Eukaryota; Metazoa; Arthropoda; Insecta; Lepidoptera; Tortricidae
Exons: 25
Coding region: 357-4793 (1478 amino acids)
Biological process (GO): translational elongation
Molecular function (GO): translation elongation factor activity; GTP binding; GTPase activity
Source: RefSeq, a predicted model, not a curated record
UUUCGCAAAAUGUCAAACGGUCCAAAUUUAUAAUAUGUUGCUUUAUAUUUCACAAUAGUUGUAAAAUUUAAUUAGUCACAGUUCCAGUUACUAUAUUCUUAUCAAUAUGUUAUUCCAAGCGUAACACCGUGACGUUACCAUUUAUUGCAUACGCUUAAUCCAACACGAUUAUCGUAGAGUCGAGACUGUUUGAACAGUUGCUGAAAACAUUAUUGUUAUCGUUAUUUACGUCAUAGUAAAUAAUUUGGCAGUGUUCCCUUGUUGUGUUACGUUUUUGUUGACUCACAAGCGCUUGAAUCGCCGAGCCAGUGACUGGGGACCGCUUCGACCUUGAACCUAUAACAGCUGUUUUGAGCAUGGAUUCGUUCUUUAGUCUGUUCGACCCGUCGGACGGCAACCAGAGCAAGACCAGGAGGAAACAGCACAAACCCGAUCAGGACAACGUUAAGAAGAAACUAGACCCGCCCAAGGGCAGGCGAAGAGGCAGGAAGACCCAGGGCAAGAAUGAGACGCUGCCCGAGGAGUCCUCAUUCCUCUGCGAGCCCGAACUGAGCGCGGAGCUCCUCAUGAAAGAGGGCAGCUACUUCGAGAGCUACAUCGAGCUCAAGAAGGAAGACCCCAAAGCGGACGAGAAGAAGCCGAAGAGACGCAACUCGGGCCGCAAGAAUCGCAGACGGAAAAAGAUGGAGGGUAACGAGAAGGAGAAGCCUCCAGACGAGGCUGAUGAUAAUAACAUGAACUGGGAGACAGUCUCACGUAAACGUAACUUGGAUUUGUCACCGACCAAGCUGGAGCCUUCUCCUAAAAAAAUUGUAAUCGACCCGUCAGAGGCCGGCAAUCAAUCGGGUAAUACAAUUAAUACAGUGGAGUCUAACAACAGUAGUGUGGUUGAGUUAAACAAAAAUGAUCCAGCCGAGACAAGUCAAAUUAAUACAGUUCAUUUAAACAAAAAUAAUUCAGACGAGUUCAACCCACAUUUAUACAAACACCCCAGUCUAGACAGCAAAUACCGAGAGUACAAUGCCGAAGAUGAUGGACCAUUUAUCGUUCAUGUCUCUAGAGAGUCUGCACCAUCUUCCAAUGCUUCUCUAAAACCCAUCAAUGUAGGCCUUUUGCUUACUCAAGCAAAUGUUCAUAAUAUCCAGAAAGAAGGUGGUAUUAAAUCAGUAGGUCGCAACAGAGUAGCAGUAACCUUCUCCACAGCAGCUGAUGCAAACAGUUUCUUAAAACACCCGCUACUAGACAAACAUAAGUUUAUAGCUGAUAUUCCUUCAUACCAUGUGUCGCGUAUGGGAGUUGUGCGAGGAGUUCCUUCGGAUUGGUCGAUGGAGGAUGGAGGAUGGAUUAGUCAACGGCACAAACCUCAAAGAAGACACUUUGCUACAGAAAAAGUAUGCAAUGAAUAUGGUCGGCAAAAGGCCAUUAAACUUGCCAUGUCUGAACAGAAUAUCUCAUACGCAGAAGCAGCAGCACAGUUCUCAGCGGUUCGCAGGCCAUAUUCAGAUGUAGCAAGAGUCAUGUUUGAGCCGGUUACAGACUCUUCACGAUCCUCCCAGUCCCCAUGCCACCCUGAUACUUUCAUGCCAACCCCUCCGUCCACCACUUCAUAUCAGGAAAGUAUGAAAGAGUGGGACACGAGCGAAAUGGGUCAAGAUGAAAAAUAUUUAAAAUUUAAAAAUGUGUUAAUAGAGUCCGCCGAUAAAUUUAUCCCAAAAAAGAAACCUGCUAGACUUAAAAUCCCUUCACCCCCGUGGUGGAACGCAGACUGUACGGCAGCCGUUAAGGAAAGAGAUGCCGCUGAAAAAACUUUCAGCAAUACCGGAAAUCUAGAUGACUACAUUUCUUUUAAAAAAAUCUCUGCACGUACAAAGCGCUUCCUAGCAAAGGCUAAAAAGAGAGGAUGGAAGGGAUUCUGCGAGAGCUUAUCUCCUAGAACCCCUCCAUCACUUGUAUGGCGGAACAUAAAGAGGUUCAGGGGUUCAUUUCAACCAGAGUCUAUGCCCACCACAGAUGCUCCUUGGCUGUCAGACUUUGCAGAUAGACUUGCCCCGUCAACUGUCCCUGAAGCAUCCUGCUUGUUACUUCCCCCGCUGUCAGGCACCUUGAGCUCACUGGACAUGCCUUUCUCAUAUUCAGAACUCAGUCUAGUGCUUAGUGGAUUGAGAAAUACUACACCUGGAGAGGAUGGCAUACCAUACUGUUUCCUGUCUAAGCUAAAUUCAUCUUCACAGGAGUAUCUGCUCGGUAUUCUAAACCAUGCCUUUGACACGGGAGAGAUCGCAGUUGACUGGAAGACCCAAUAUGCUGAUGACCUAGUCCUAUACACAUCAACAAAGUCAAUGGACAAAGCCACUGCUAGUCUGAACACAGCUUUGGGUUACCUCAAGGAUUGGCUUGAUGAACAUGGUGCUAUGCUUCCCUCUCCCAAAAAUGGCAUGCAGGUGGAAGGUGUUGAACCGCCGUUGUCUCUACGCAGACAAUACCUAGCCGACAGGUUCUUGAUCAAAGCCAGCUCUUACAACAACCACUUGCUGCUUCCACGCUUGCAGGCGCUGGCACUGGAGGUGUCGCCAGCCAAAGAGGAGUUGUCGUGGAAUAGCACGACGUCCACGCCGCCCGCGAGCGACGCCGACAAGGUCAACGACCUGCGCGACUACGGCGGCGGCGUGCACGGCGUCAUUGACAAGCUGGAGAAGGUGAUCCUGAAGGACGACACGUACCUCGCGGGCGAGUUCAACGCGGAGGACCUCCACAACGAGCCGUGGUACAGCUCCGACGACUUCGACGAGAGCCUCGACGACGACACUAACUCGGAGUCCGAGGACAGCGGGAGCGAGGCGCACGGCAGCCUGCCCCCGGAGCCCCGCUUCGGGAACGUGGAGUACAAGCUGCAGCUGGUGGCGCCCUGCGAGCGGCGCUUCCAGCACUUAGUCACGCAGCUAAAGUGGCGCCUCCGUUCGGGCGGCGGCGCGGCGGUGUACCUGGUGGGCGUGCGCGACUGCGGCGCGCUGCGGGGGCUGCGCGCGCGCAACCUGCGCGGCUCCCUGCACACGCUGCGCCGCAUGGCCGCCGCCCUAGGGGCCACCCUGCACCACGUGACCGCCCGCCGGGUGCGGCAGCACCGGGCCGUCGCCGAGGUGUACAUCAGGAAGUUGGCGGAUACACAACAGAGUGUGGAGCUGAGAGUGGCGGUGAUGGGCGCCAACGAGGCCGGCAAGUCUACGCUAAUAGGAGUCCUCACUCAAGGUGAACUCGACAACGGGCGGGGGAGCGCCCGUCUCAACAUGUUCCGCCAUCUGCACGAAGUGAAAAGUGGCCGCACUUCGUCAUUGAGCCACGAGAUACUCGGAUUCGAUGCUCAGGGUAACGUGGUAAACUACGGCUGCUCGGAACUGAUGACCGCAGAAAGGAUAGGCGAGCGGAGCGCCAAGCUGGUCUCGUUCCUCGACCUCGCCGGACACAGCAAGUACCAGCGCACCACGCUACACGGCCUGACCGGGUACUGCCCGCACUACGCCAUGCUUGUCAUCUCAGCGACGGCCGGCAUCACCCGCAUCACCGAGGAGCACAUAGGGCUGCUGCUGGCGCUCGCGCUGCCGUUCUUCUGCGUGGUCAGCAAGUGCGAGCUGGCGGCCGUGCAGCCGCUGCUGACGCGGCUGCAGGGCAUACUGGCCGCCGCCAACAAGAAACCACUCCUGAUUACUGACGAGAACAUGGCCCGCAACUGCGUGGGCCCGCAGAGGCUGAUACUUGACACCAUCGACGGUGUCGACCAUCCGGACGACAAUGACGAUGAGCCGACGACGGAGCAGAUCCCGGUGUUCCCGGUGAGCUGCGUGAAGGGCGCCGGGCUGAACGCGCUGCACGCCUACCUGCUCGCGCUGCAGCCGCCCGCCACCGAACUGCCUCCACCAGACCACGAGACGUGCGAGUUCCAAAUUGACGAGAUCUUCCACGUCGGCGACUCGCUGGGGCCCGUCGUGGGCGGGCUGCUGGCGCGCGGCACGCUGUACGAGGGAGACAACCUCAUCAUAGGCCCCCUGGACACGGGGGAGUUCGUGCCCAUCUCCGUGAAGAGCAUCUACCGGAACCGCGUGCCGUGCGGCCGCGUGCGCGCCGGGCAGUCGGCCUCGCUCGGCCUCGCGGGCCACACGCCCGGCCUCCGCCCCGGCAUGGUGCUGCUCGCGGCCCCCGAGCCGAGGCAAGGCCAGAGGCCGACGUUUGGCGGGUGCCCGCCGGGGAAGUGUAAAAGGAGUAAGAAGGUCAACGAGAUCCUACAAAACCAGCCGAAACACAAGAAGCAUAAAAACCGCAACGUCUAUCAAGAGCUCGCCAACGCGGAGCUGUCCCUCACGAAGGACGCGUCCUACACACAGGACAUGUCCUACACACAGGACAAUAUGCCCUACACAAAGGACAAUAUGUCCUACACACAGGACACGUACGUGUCCGACGAGGAGUGCACGUGCCGCGACGAGGUGCUGCUCGAGGACCCGAGCGACCCGCGGGGCUGCAUGUACUUCCAGGCCACUAUACACGUGCUGCGGCACUCCACGGCCAUCUCGCCCGGGUUCCAGUGCACCGUGCACGUCGGGAACGUGCGCCAGACCGCCAUCAUCGAGGGAAUAAUGUCACACGACGCGUCGCUCCGCUGCGGCGAGUCUGCGCCGGCGCUGUUCCGGUUCCUGCGCUGCCCGGAGCACCUGGUGCGCGGGCGCAGGCUGCUGCUGGCGGCCGGCGGCGGCACCAGGGCGAUCGGUCGCGUCACGCAGAUCUUUCCCUACGUACCGUGAAUAACACCCCUCCUUAUUCGGAUUUAAUCCAAAUGGUUCAUAAAUUUGACCAUUCAGUCAUGACACUUAAAUUAUAGUCCGUCAAACAACAAUGUCAAUAGAAAAGACGCGAAAUUCAAAUUAGGGACGAUAACCCUUCGCGCCUACAUUUUUUAUAUCCUCCUAAGGCCUAGCCAUACAGAUGAAAAAUCCAGAAAUUUGAACCUUUAGUGCAGGGAAUACAGUUGAUUUUGGUUUUGUUUGAAAAUUGAGCGAAACAAAAGAAAUGCGACUCUGUUCCAAUUUAAAUUUCAUCUAACUGAAUAAGUACUAUAGGUAGGACCUUGGGCCUUAAGAGGCUGUUUGCCUUUUUUUUCUACUGACGGAAAUGGCUUGACAGACUCAGUUUUGUUACUAGUGAAAACAUUAAAAUCCUGUGCAUACCGGGUGCGUGUACGGGCGCGUUGUAAUAUACAGUUUAGUAUAAGAGACGACACACCGCUUGCGUGACGUGUGCGUGCACGGCUCCGACAUAUUUGCGCACGUGUACGUCUGCGCACACGCAGCCGGUGUGCACUGGCCUAAAACCUUUUAAAAGGAAACUUAAAGUAAACCACCCAAUUCAUAUAAUGGCUUAUACCCGAGCUAUGUACUUAUUUUUAUAUUACUACAAUUAUAGUCUGUAUCUUUAGGUAUUUAAAUAAAAGUAAACAAAUAAUUUGUAAUUUUUCAGGUAGUUAUAACAUUUAUUGGUUAACCGACCAAAUACAAAACCACCUUGAUCAGUCACUGAACGACCUGACUUAAACCUACAUUACUUGAUCGUGUAAUGUUUUCAUCUACCCCAAGGCCCCUACGCUUUCUGUUCUCUUUGACGGCGCAGCAACUAGUAUCAUUUCUCUCUCCUCGCUAUUUUAAAAAUGCCAUUUGUCAAAAAAGGACAACCAUACUGUUGACAAGGUGAACUUCAAAUCAAGUGUUGCCUUUUUUGAUGCAUCCAGGCUGUGUAUGUGUGCGUAAAAACGUGUAUGUGUGCUCUUUUAGGGAUGUGAAAAGUCGAUUUUAAUCAUGUUAUAUAUCGAUAAAUGCUACACAGCGGAACAAAAUAGCUAUUAAUUGAAGCUUCAAUAUCUUCGUUAAACAUAUACAUAAUUGAAAUGCUAAUGAAUAAUAAAUAUAUUAGAAUAUAAUAAAUUAUUUCAAUUAUUGCGGAACACAUAUCUUAGUAGGUAUUUAUGUAUUUUAAUUAAAUAUCUGAACUUUCACUUGGUUCCCUGCUGGGGCGUGACGAUAAAAUUGUGAUCUGAUAACCACAAUAAAGAAUAAAAGCGUUUCUGUUCAUUUUAGAUAUCGUCAAACCUUUGAAGUAAAAUUAAAAUUGCAAGAAAUGUCGAUAGUUUUUCGAUAUGACUUUAUCGACAUGGCUACAGCAAGGUGGUGUUAAAUUGUUAAUCGUACACUAAACAAAAGUGGCAACAGUGACAGCUCUGUGAGACCGUCUCUAUAUAUUAUAAGUCUAUGAUCUACCCUUAACUGGCUUAAGGAGCCAUUUGAGGGUAGAUUUUGUUUACUCUUAUUUAAAUACCUGAAGAUACAGAGUAUACAUUAGUGUUAAUAAACUAGUUUGUUGUUUAUUAAAUACAAACAUCGAUCACUAAUGUUACUAUAAGGUCAAUGUGGCUAAUUCCGUCAUAGGGGUUACUCCGACCACUAUAGUUCAUUUUUUUAGCAUUAGAAAGAAGGUAAACAAUCUUGGCGUAGCAGCCUUGAUUAAAAAGUAUUGAAAAACGCUUUAAAAAUUAGUUUACAUUACUUAUGAAAGCAAAAUAAUGUAAAAGAUCUUGUAUGAUUUAUAAUUCUAACAUAUUUGCUGUGACUUAUUUUUCAGUGGUGAUUUUUAAUAAAAAAGACAUGUCUAGAUCGUUUACCUUCUUUGUAAUGCUAAAAAAAACGAACUAUUGCGUUUUUCUCGAACAACAUUGAUAAUUUCGUCGGCGAUUGCUUAGUUUAGUUUCAGCUAUCAAAAGCGUCUUCUCGUUUGCCUCCUAUUUCAUAAAAAAAAAUCUUUUCUUACGAUUGAAAAUCAAAGAACUCGCUCGUGGACGGAAUAGCCCCUAUGACGGAAUGAGCCACAUUGACUUUACUAAUAACCCAGUGAGACGCGAAACAUAAAAACUCUCUGAUUACCACCACAAGUUCAUAGCCAUAGUGCACCAUAUGAGUACUCAAAUAAGGUUGAAUUUUGUUUAAUAUUUUUUUUUAGUUAUUGAUCAAUAUUUUAAUUGCUUAAUAAUGUGAAAGUUUACUCAUAAAUACUCGCAUAACUUAGACUACAUUAAAAUGUUAUAUGUUUGCGGAUUAUGGAACUCGGAGCGUAGCUAGGGUUCUACACGUACCGUCCAAGGUAUAGAUUUAUUUUAGAUUGACAAUCGAAGAGAAUUUAAGAUUAUUUGUUUUUAAUUUCAUAGAAACCUUAGUGAUUGCAUUAUAAGUGGUAAAAAAGCUUUUUUUUUCUAAUUUUUUGUUAUAGGUCAUAGUAAAAAGUACAUAACUCACUAUAUUAAUGUUACAUUAAGUAAUUUUUUAUAAUGUUUGAUUUUAGGAUAAAAUACAUUUGCUGUUGUACAAUCACGUCUAAAAAUAUCGAUACGGAAAAAGUGCCAAAAAUAUGUAUACACGACCUUAUUGGUUAUUGCCUAUAUAUUGAGGUGGUGUAUACAUAUUUUUGGAACUAUUUCCGUAUCGAUAUUUUUAGACGUGAGUUUUCUUUAGGUGUAGUCACGUUUGUCAAUUUACAAGGGCAGUAUUUUAAAUGUAUUAGUUUAGUACGAUAUUGUAACAAAUUAGGGGAGACUGGGGAGAUUUGGUCACCUAAAUUAAAAACCCUUUAAUUGCCAAUAAAUAAAUACUCUCCGAAAAGUAACACAUCGCUAUACGGUUCCGUUUUUGACAACGCAGUAGAAUUAGAAUAUCCUAACUCAAUGGCAAUAAAAAUAUUCAAUAAAAUUAGUAACGAAAUAAAUAACACCAAGUCCGACAAUGAAUUCUUUAAAAAACUAAAAGAUCACUUAAUAGAAAAAGCUUACUAUACUUUAAAUGAAUUUUUUCACGACCAAUAACUGCAAUUAAUAAAGCACCUAUAUAAUAAAUAAUAUACCUACCUAAUAAACAUAUAUAAUCACUAAUAUACAUAAUCUAAUUGUACAAAAAACUCGAUCUCCUCUUGAAUAAACUGUUUGCUGUGCCCUACAGGGUGUCAUGUUGUACACAAUUCUAUGUAAUAGGUUAAGAUACAAUGUGAUAUGCAAUAAAGAUUAUGAGUAUGAGUAUGAGAAUUACUAUUUUAGAUAUAUUUAAAAAUUAUUUUCAUAUUUCAUAUUUAUUUAUUUCGUAAAUGCACGGAUACUUUACACUCAUUCAUUUUAUAAUUUAGGGAACCCAUUCUCCCUAGGAUCAAGUUUUCCCAUUUCCCCUGUAAUUUGUGCUAGUUCCCAUAAACAUUUGUGACGUUGUUUAUUACUGAAUCGCGAUUAGAAAGGGAUUGAGAUAGCUGUCAAUCCAUAUUGAUUUUG